Eimeria tenella is the source of this 1488-nucleotide messenger RNA. RefSeq lists its product as uncharacterized. Gene Ontology annotation, molecular function: cysteine-type peptidase activity. Gene Ontology annotation, biological process: proteolysis. The transcript is spliced from 9 exons. The record is from RefSeq and is a predicted model, not a curated record. Bases 1 to 1488 code for a protein of 495 amino acids. NCBI's taxonomy places the organism in Eukaryota, Apicomplexa, Conoidasida, Eucoccidiorida, Eimeriidae.
AUGUGCUGCGAGGUUAAAGUGGAUUUAGAGUGUCUGGAAUUGAGAGAAAAUACGCACCUUCUGUGUGGCGGCAAUAGCUGCAGACAAGCGGCAGCACGACUCCAGGGAGCAGCAGCUCCAGCAGCUCCAGCAGCGGCUGCCCCUCCUAGUGUUGCUGCUGCUGCUCCUGCAGCAGCAGCAGCAGCGAGCAGCCAACAGGCAGUCCUUACACUGCGGCGGCGCGGGCGUCGCGCCGUGGAGGGCUGGCCUUCAAAGACGGAGUUGGAUUGCGAGUCAGAGGCAGCAACAGCAGCAGCAGCAACGGCAGCAGCAGCAACAGCAGCAGCAGCAAAGAUAGAAGCAAGAACGUCCGCAAUGGCUUCCCUAUUGCUGAAUGUGCCCAUCACAUCUGACCGAUCCCAGCAGCAGCAGCAGCAGCAGCAGGGUGCUAGAGGGGCCAGGAGUCCCUUUUGUGGGGUUUUGCAGCAGGGCCCGGGUUCCGGGGUGUACGUACAGCCCGGAAGCGCAGCAGUGGAAACAGCAGCAGCACCAGUGCUGCUGCAGGAGCUGCAGCGGCUGAGGGGAAGUCAGUGGCUCGAUGAUGCUGUUAUAAAUGCUUUUUUGAAGCAGCAGCAGCUUCUGAAUGCAAACAGACACAAACAGAGCCCCACAAGCGUGCCGAGCGUUUGCAUCCUCAACACUUUCUUCUUCGCGAUGCUUCAGAGUGGGCUGGCAGAUGUCGCGAGAGUCCAGAGGUGGACUCGUGGAACAGACAUUUUCUCCUUUCGCUUUUUGUUGGUGCCGCUGCACCUGCACACAGUACACUGGGCCCUGGGAGUUGCUGAUUUGGCGCGGGGCCUGACGUUUGUUUUCGACGCACUGCCUCAGCAGUUUAAACCUUUUCAUGAAGUUAUUAAACUUUUUCUUACGGAGUGCUGGGAAGCCAAGAGGCCAGCUGUGCCUUCACCCGAAUGGCAGGCGGCACUGCCUUGCGAGUUUUCUUAUGAAGUUCCUAGAGAAGAGAAGCGCAGCUUUCAGCAGCAGCAGCAGCAGCAGCAGCAGCAGCAAGCGGCAAGGGACGAACGUGGGGGACGGUCACCCCACACUUAUGUAAAAUCAAGUGGUUUGCCGCAGCUGCGGGCUCAUGACGCCCAUGCAAGCAGCAGCAGCAACAGCAACACCAUCAGUUGCUGCAGCAGCAGCAGCAACAGCAGCGGGCGCUGUGGCAGCUUCUGGGUUCCCCCGCAGAAGGGGUCAGACGACUGCGGUGUCUUCUUGUGCCUUUUUGUGGCUGCCAUUUGCAAUGGAAGGCCUUUUUGCUUCUCGCAGCAAGACAUUGCUGCCUGCAGACUGAGACUGAAGCAGCGGCUGCUGCAGCAGCUGCUGCAGCAGCUGCAGCAGCUGCUGCAGCAGCAGCAGCAGCUGCUGCAGCAGCAGCAGCAGAUGCAGCAGCAGCAGCCGCAACCGCAGUGGGUGCCGCUUCCGAAAGCAGAGCGCAGCAGCCUGUAG